CUUUUGUAGCGUAAAGAAGAAUCAACUGCCUUCCCUCCCUCUCUCUGAGCCGUGGAAGUUGACAAAAGGGCUUGCGGGCUCCGAACACCUUGAACACCUGAAGCCGAGGUCCCACUAACCGAGCGCCACCAUGUCGAGCAAACGCGCCAAGGGGAAGACCACCAAGAAGAGGCCCCAGAGGGCCACGUCCAACGUCUUCGCCAUGUUCGACCAGUCGCAGAUCCAGGAGUUCAAGGAGGCCUUCAACAUGAUCGACCAGAACCGCGACGGCUUCAUCGACAAGGAGGAUCUGCACGACAUGCUGGCCUCCCUGGGUAAGAACCCGUCAGAUGAGUACCUGGAGGGCAUGAUGGCCGAGGCCCCGGGCCCCAUCAACUUCACCAUGUUCCUCACCAUGUUCGGGGAGCGCCUGAACGGAACCGACCCAGAGGACGUCAUCCGCAACGCAUUCGCCUGCUUCGACGAGGAGGGAUCUGGUGUGAUUCAUGAGGACCACUUGCGCGAGCUGCUGACCACCAUGGGCGACCGCUUCACAGACGAGGAGGUGGACGAGCUGUUCAGGGAGGCGCCCAUCGACCCCAAGGGCAACUUCAACUACGCAGAGUUCACACGCAUCCUCAAGCACGGGGCCAAGGACAAGGACGACGAGUAGACCCCCCUGCCUCCCUCCCUCCAUCCCUCCCUCUCUCUUUCCAUCCAUCCAUCCAUUCAUCCUUCCCUUCAUCACUCCAUCCUUCCUCCAUCGUUAUGUAACUCCAUCCUACCUUACAUGGGGGUGCAAGUCAAUGUCAGUUCUCCCGUCUUUUCCUCUGGCCUCUUUCCUUGGUGCAGCCCCUCCUCUGUGGAGAAAACAGUAGGUCUAAAUAAGGGUUUCCCUGCUGUCGAGCAAAGCAGCGUGGCUUUUUGAAGGCUUUUCUGAAAUGUCAAUAUCUUAAAUGCAAAUAACAGAAUAACUUUUGAAUUGUUAUUAACAUAUUGAAUAAAAACUUUUGUCAUUGAUGAUAUCGAGGCCUAACGUCAUGGGGCUGGAGUUAGGAGGAAAGGAAAGGAGAAAUUACAUUAAUUAGCUCUCAUGGUUCUCCACGGCAGGCAACCAUACAUGGAUAUGCCAUCACUGACCUGACGCUGGAAUUAUCCCUCACCCCUCUACGUUACAAGCAUGGCAGCGUCAUUCACUUGUAAAUUGGCCCGGUAUCUGAUGUAACGCGCUUAGGCCGAUUCAGGUCGAUGCCGGGACGACAGCCAUAAUAUAUUAUCCUUGGAACAUUCCACACCCUAUUCGCUUUCUUUUAUUUUCAAAUGUACAAUUAAAGCAUGAAUGUCUCUUACAAAAAUUGAAUUUAAAUUCUUAUUACAUUAUUAUUGGUUUUGGAGCUCUUUUAGAGCUGAAUAAAGGUAUGUGGGUAUUUGUAUGGUGUUAGUAUGCGGAUGAAUGUAUGUCAGGGUCUGCAAUGAAGACAGCAGAAGGAAAAAUCUACUUUCUAAACCUGUUGAAAUGAGUGUUACUAAUGCAAGCAUUGUGGGUAUGACACAGAAGGAUUUUUCCAAAUUAUCCAGUGGAGCUGAAGGUAUCUAAGCACACCCACACCUCUGUGCAAUUUAUUUACUUUACAAGUUGUAUUAAAAUCAAGUUGCUGUUGAGUUGUUUGCAUUUGACAUUUGUACAAUUUAUGUCAACUACCUGGAGCUAUGUGGAUUAAGAUUUUUUGUUUCCCCAUGUCAGUAACUGGUGUCUUAAAUGCAGUAAUCUGGGUUAGAUGAAAAGUGUACACAGAAAAUGUUUUUAUUUUGUCAAACCUAUGGGUGGGCAUUCCUUUCAUACCAGCAUUUCAGUAAGCAAUGUCCAGAGCAGCUUCUUACUUUGAUACUCCACUCUGAAAUAAAAAGGAUUCCACACUAAGUGGUGUGCGGUGACUCAUAAUUGAACCCAUGCAAUUAGAGACUGAUCUAUCAGGCCACCAUUUAUCACAGCAGUGCAGAGAAACGUCUGAGCACCAUUUUCACUAUCCACAUCAAAUUUCUGAGCACUUUGACAGUACCUUCUUUUUUUUUCUUCCCAUGUUAAGCGUGGCAGGUCACAACUUCAAAUUAAAUUUAGGGAAAUUAAAAAUAAUGUGUACCACAACCUAACAAUGUGAUAUAUUACUUUUGAUAGAUCUCCACUUCUACUUAAGAAAUUCACUGUGUAGCCUGCAUCUAUUAACUUUUUUAAUCCAUUACAUUCCACUUUCAAAUGAUCUCAGACACAGAGUUACGAAAAUGAGUUUUAUUUCUCUGAAAUGCUUGUAGAAAACAAAACAAAAAACAAAAACAUUUAAGGCAUAUAUUGCACUGACUACUCCAAGUUUCUAUGAAGGCAGGGAAUCCUCCCUUGAUCCCAGUUUAAGGCACUAAUGCCAGUUUCACUGCCUGAACAUAUUAUCCAUGAUGCACUGAAAUUAUAAUACACAACAUAUAUCCAUCAUAAUGCAUUUGGUCAUACUGGGUGGGGGAAAAAGCUACAUGUUCCGUUUCUGUUGAAGCAUUACGCCAGACAAAAAAAAAAAAACACAAAAACAAAAAAAACUUGACCCAAAGAUAUAGAUAUAUAUACACAUAUACACAUGCAUUUCACGUUGGCAUCUAGGACCCAUUCUCUGAACAACUAUAAUCAGGAGUUUAACCAUCAGUCAUUCUACAGCGGUGAAAAAAUAUAAACAUUUAAAAAAUAUAUUCAUAUAUAUUUAUCCAGUAUCCAAUGGUUUCCAGUACAUCAGUAACAAGGAGGAAUGGUCACAGUGGGUUUUUUGAGUAGUGGUAAGACCAGCGUCAGCGUAAGAGGGUGCCGAGGCUGUGCGGGGCUAAGGGAAUGAUCCUCGAAAUAACUGCCAGACUUUUUUUUUUUUUUUAAACUUUAAACGUUGUGGUCCUGAGGAAAACUCACCAUCUAUAGAGGAUUAGGCCUACACUUUAUUUAAAACAUGCAUUUAAAACAAAUGGAUUUUAAAACCCUAUGUGAACAGUGGGUCGUCAGUCAGUCAGUCAAACUCUCAGGCGGCCAAGCUUUACUUGGUCAUAUAAGCUCCCUGUUCUCCCCUCCCCUCCUCUCUCCUCACCACUUCCAACAGACACAACGUCCUGGGACACAUGAAGGGUGUUUUUUUUCUUUUUGUACAUACAUUCAGUUAAACUAUUUAAAGCAUAUACAUAACAGUAAAACUAAGUUUUUCUUUUUUCUUUAAUAUCGCCAGGAAAACGCCACGAUCCACGAGUGGGCCUGAUUACGCCAACACACG
Messenger RNA from Engraulis encrasicolus (European anchovy), 3275 nucleotides. RefSeq names its product myosin, light chain 9b, regulatory (gene myl9b). The coding region runs from base 131 to 652 and encodes 173 amino acids. Gene Ontology annotation, cellular component: stress fiber; myofibril; cytoplasm. The transcript is spliced from 4 exons. The record is from RefSeq and is a predicted model, not a curated record. NCBI's taxonomy places the organism in Eukaryota, Metazoa, Chordata, Actinopteri, Clupeiformes, Engraulidae. Gene Ontology annotation, molecular function: calcium ion binding. Gene Ontology annotation, biological process: myofibril assembly; platelet aggregation.